This is a messenger RNA of Drosophila ananassae, 9926 nucleotides long. It is a transcript of the gene siz, whose product is annotated as IQ motif and SEC7 domain-containing protein 1. Gene Ontology annotation, molecular function: protein binding; guanyl-nucleotide exchange factor activity. The coding region runs from base 5304 to 9224 and encodes 1306 amino acids. The record is from RefSeq and is a predicted model, not a curated record. The transcript is spliced from 6 exons. Gene Ontology annotation, biological process: actin cytoskeleton organization; regulation of ARF protein signal transduction. NCBI's taxonomy places the organism in Eukaryota, Metazoa, Arthropoda, Insecta, Diptera, Drosophilidae.
AACAACGAAAUUAGCCAGCUCUCUAAGUGGCCCACAAACAUGACUAUUGCCAAUACCAACAACAACAAUAACAAAGAGAAAAAAAACAACAACAAAACAAUCAAGCUCACUCACACACACACACCUGCCUCCCCCUCUCUCUUACUCACCUGCUUUCAAUUCGAACGGCGAUUGGGAUGGAGCCUCUCGCAGCGCACUUUUUUUCUCAGCUCCCUCAGUCUCGCUCAAAGCUUCGUGAAGGCAGCACACACGUCGCUCUGCUCUCCGAUCGUGGCUUUUUUUUCGUCAUUGCAGUCGCAGUCGCAGUCCGCCCGCCCGAUCGUGUGCGUUUCAUUGUUUUAUUCGAAAAUUCACGAAUAUUGUUCAAUUAAUGAUUCUGUUUUGGCAACCUGGCAUAUCCAAAUAAAAUACGAAAUUUCGAAAUCGAAUUUUUAAUCAAUUCCAUGCAAAUUGAUGUGCAAACACAAAAUUAAGUGAUUGCUUGUGAGUGUGUGUGUGUGUGUGUGAGUAAAGAAAAGUCACGAAAUAAAAAAAAAUAAAUAAAAAAUUUAUACAGAAAAUUGCAAAAUACACGCACAGGCUAUUGCGAGAGCUGGUAUUGUUGUCAAGGCAGGGCCGGUUUAUUAAUUUGACACCAUCGUGUCCCCAUGCCACAAAAAAAAAACAACAAAAUAAUAAUAAAAAAAAAAACAAAACACCACCGAAUAAAACAAAACGGAAACCAUGAAAAAAAAAACACUACAACAUAGCUCACAAUUUUUUAUGUAAAAAAUAAAAUAUAAUUAAAGAGAAAAUCGCCUUUCUCCUGCCCCGAGUAUCACAAAAACAAUAGUGCCGCCGCAGCAACAAUAAAAAAAACGGCAGCAUUGCACCGAAAAAAAAACAGUUACACUUUAUCUUUUAAGAGAUAUUGAAAAUAAAAAGGAUCUUGAAGAUGUUAAGAUGGAGAAAAAAAAUCAAAACACUUUAUAAAAAGUUUAAAAAUAACACACAAAAAUAACAAAGAAAUAGCUUUAUUUUGUGUUUACCCGAGGGUGCCACUGAGAAAAUACAGGGGUGGAGUAGGGGAGUAGGGAGGAGUGGUAGAGAAAGAGCGGGAUCCACGGCCACUGCCCCGUUACGUUUCGGCAAACACACAACAACAAAAAAACACAACAAAAAAAUAAAAAUAAAAAACAACUAAACAUAAAUCGCGUGUGCUUUUUGGGGCUUGAGUGUGUGGACCCGACUGGAAAUUUCUAUUAUUUUGUAAUUGAAUUCGUAGCAAGUGCUGCCUGCCUGCCUUGCCUCUUUUCAAAGUCAAAAAAAAUUUCAAAACAUUCCUCGGCCAGCAGGAAUUUUGACCGCCAAAAUGGCUGAAUCAUCGUGUUUUCGCUUAACAGAAGGGUUAUGCUUUUUUGAAUCACCUUUUUAGGGGGGGUAGUACUUUAAAUGCAACAUUCGCAUUUUAAGUGUUUUUGUUGUUGUUUUUAUCGUUUUCCAGAACGUGCCAGUCGUAGGGGCAGGUGGAGGUAUUUUGAAGGCAUUGGAAGCUUCAAAAGUUAUUUCCGCUUUUGAUAUGCAAAUAGUUUACAAAAAGGAUUGAAAAAUAUUCAGUUUGGUAGAAAAACUGGAGUUUUAUGAAAUGUCUAAGCAAAAUUAGUCAAAAAAAGCAUGGUUUUGAUAGAAAUUCUUGAGCUUUAUAAAGUUUUGAAGAAAAAUUAGUAAAAAUUCUGCAUGUUUGGACAGAAAAAGCAUGCUUUUUUAAAAAUAGGGUUGGAAAAUAAUAGUUUCUGGUAUAAACAGUUAACUCUAUAAAGUUCUUAAGCAUAAUUAUUACGAAUUUCACACUUUUUGAGAGAAAAACCAUGCUUUUUAGUCAAAAUUUCACAUAAUUAGACUGAAAAAGACUGAAAAAUGGGUUUGUUUCAAAAUUGAAAGCCUAUUUUUGUAUCAAACAGGAUCAUAAAGAUUAUGUCAUUAAGAAUUAAAGCAUGAUCAGUCUGAUUUUAAAUUUGUAGACUGAAAAAACAUGCUUUUUCAUAAGGGAUCAAAGAGUAAUAGGGUUGUUUCAAAAUGGAAAGCCUAUUUUUGUGUCAAACAGGAUCAUAAAGAUUAUGUGAUUAAGAAUUAAAGCAUGAUCAGUCUGAUUUUACAUUCUUAGACUGAAAAAGCAUGAUUUUUUCUUAAAAUUUUAAGAAAAACUAGGCUUAGUAGGAAAUAUAAAACCUCUUUUUGUGAGAAACUCUAUUAAAUAUCUCUUCAUAAAGAUCCACAACUCGAUCCGUUCCAAUUUGAAACUUUUUGAGUAAAAAGCAUGAUUUUUUUUGCUCGAUCAGCUGAUUCAGCAAGGUAAACAAAGCUUGGAAAGUCAUCUUCCAGUUCCAUGAAGUCUUUGACUCUCUUUUCUUGCUUUUUUUUUUUUGCUCUUAUUUUGCAUUUCAUGCGUUUUCCAGUGCGUUUUGAGGCUGCUUUUUUGGAUGUUUGGAUUACUCAUUCGCUGCUUUUGCUUUGUUUGCUUUUGUUGCUGUUGCAGUUGCAGUUGCAGUUGCCGCUUGGCCAGGCUUAAAUAAUCGGUUGCCGUUGCCACUGCCACCCAAUUACGCUGUUGCAUAUUGUGUUUCCACUUCCUCUUCCGCUCUUAGCUCUUAAAGCCGGAGAGAGAGUUGAGUCUGGCUUGGAAAAGAGAGAGAGGGUGUGAGAGAGAGGUGCUUUUUGUGUUACGUGCGCCGUUACUAAUGACACGAAAGUGAAUAAAAGGCAUCGGGCACGGGCUGACUGACAGUCUCUUCCCCCACCCACUUCCUCCACAUCCCAUCCCCACGCAGUACACUCGAAAAAAAAUUUGGAGAACUUGUCUUUGUUGAGAGAGCCGGAGAGCUUUAAGAAAAAAAUUAUAAAUUAAAUAAUUAUACAAGAUUGUGGCCUGCAGUUGUCGUUUUUUGCUUUUUGUUGCUCGUUCUUUGGAACACCUGUAAAGCAAAAGCAAAAACAAAAGCAAAGCACUAUCUGUUUAAAAGUGACUCCCCAAAUUGAUUUUUAUUUUUGGAAUUUUUUGAAUAAAAUUAAAACGAAUAGCAGCCGAAAGCCAAAAAUGUCUAGAGGCGGGCUUAAAUGGGAGACUAGUUUCAUUGAGAACGUUAAAAAAAUGUUUAUUGGCCCAUAAAAAGCUGAAUUUUUAUUUAAUUUUACUUUGUCUUUUAAAAAGCAUGCUUUUCUUAAAUGUCAGAUGGAAAAAUUAGUGAAAAAAAGCAAAGAUUACAAAAUUAAUCAAAGCUUAGUCAUUAGAGGUAGUAGAACUAGGUAGAAAAUGAUUUUAAAACCACUAUAUAAUUUCAGAAAAAAAAGAACAAAAAACUUGUUCCACAAAAUUGUAAUUACAAACAAAAGUUUCUCAGAAUCUCAGAACGGAAAGAAACAAGUUGUUUGGAACUAGAACUCUGUAGUCAUGGUCUGCCACUGGCACUGCCACUCUCACAACAACACACUAAUAGUUGCUAAAUAACAAAAAAAUAUGGUGAGUGGGGGCUUUUGUAGAAUUUACUCCCCUGAAGCUACGUUUAUUGGCAGUAGGCGACUUGUUUUGGCCAAUAAUUCCAUGACUUGUUCCAAGGCUGGGCCUGGGCCCCAGACUCGUGAGAUUAUCGCCAAGCCAGCCAGCAGCGAAAUUCGUUUAUUUGAACAGCUUUUCAGAGGCUCCUAUAUACAAUAUAUUAUGUAUUUUUUUUUUCCAACUUUAUGGUCAAGAGACAGUUGCCAAAGUGUUGUCACAAUUGUAACAGAGAUGUCUCUCUUGCCAGCUCUCGAAAAAGGUUCUUGAACUUAACAAAAAAAAUAAGCAAAAAAAUAAAACAGAAAAAUAAGAUUUACGGUAGAAAGUGUGGGGGCUGCGAGAUUUCCAUACAUGCAUAUUUAUGGGGAUAUGGAGAUCUUGAUCUUGGAACUGGGGACUGUGGACUGGGCCUUGUUUCCCUUUCUAUUCCCCCAACUAUCACGCAUUGUUUUCAUUGCGAAUUCUCACGCACUUUGGCCAUAAAUUUUCAUAUGAUUUAUGAUCACGCGGUGGAGGCUUUGUGUGCAAAGUGGAUCAGGUCAGUAGUCAGUAGACACUCGCUAAUCAGCUAAUCAGUUCACCCACGAUCCAAACUGGCUCUUGGCCAGCUAGCACUUUCUCGUUUAAGCCAUCCAAAAAUUCUAUUAGUUUUCUUAACAAGUUUUCUUAACCCAAACACCACCUGUCUCGAUCGCCUGCCAAAUGGCUGUUAUUAUGCCUCGGUGUCUGCCUGUCUGACACUUCCAAUUUGAAUAUUGUUUAUAUGCCAGUCUCUCUCUCCCACUUUUAUUUAUUUUCUUUCUAGUCUGCAGUUGACAAGUGGCGACUUUUACUUACAAUCCACGAUCGACGAUCCACGAUCGAGUCUGACCUAAAAAGCUGAUUGAAUGCGAUUGCAACUCUCUCAUUGUCGCUUUAAUAAACAAAAACAGUUUAGCUUUUUUUGCAAGUGUUAUUCCGGCUUCUAGAGGGUUAUAGGGUAUCGGAAAUAGGGGGUAUCAAUAGGGGGCUAUGAAAUAAAGGGGCCACAAAGCUUAAAAGUAUGAUUUUGACACUAUUUUUGUUACUUUUUUGACAUUAUUUUUGUCAUAAAGUUACUCUCCUUAUAAGAAAAGUGAUUCAUGUAUUAAAAAUGUCAUCUAACUCAUCUACAAAGCUAAGUUCAAGGUAUUCUAGGUUCUAUACGAGAUCCAUAGACCUCCCUCCCUCUCUCUACCUCUUCUUAGCUCUAACCAUUUUUUUCUCAGUGGCUUUCUAACCCCGGUAAUUGCCUGGUUUCCAGUCAUAAACCAUAGAACCGAGUUCUACGUAUUGUUUUUAUGACAAACGCGUCUUGAAGGGCACUCUCAAUAGCUCCAAUAGCGAUGGGAAGUGUUCUAGAGGGGAGUACAUGGCGUAUGCGCAAUGUAAGGGGGGAGUACAAGGCGUAUGCGCAAUGUACUCAUCAUAGUAUUAUUCUUAUAGUCUUUGACGACCGGUGGCUAUGAGAUUCUAACCAUUAUGUAGCCGUGGGACGCGGAAAGUGGAAUCCAAAACCAAACCAAAGAUAAAAUGGCAAAGAACGAAGCAAAGGCGAUCGUAAAUAAGUUAAUAAAUUCAAUCAAAAAAUCGAAUAAUCGAAAGUAACAAAAAAGAAAACAAAAAAUCAUAAAGAAAUCGAAAAAGCAAACCACACAAGAGGGAAAUUGCAUGACACUGAAGGCGAAAGUGACCACCACCACCACUCUUCUCCCCCUUCUGCCAUCAUCCAACUGCUGUCCACGUGCCCAGAAUGUCCAGGUGCGAUAACCACAAGUCCCGUCGCCAGCAGCUGCCCGUUCCGGCGCCCCUCUCAUCCUCCUCUCACUCCCACUCCCACUCCGCCCUCUCGAGCAGCAACUCGGAUUUGGGCGGGGCAGAGUCCUUCCUGCAAUACUGCAGCGAUAAUGAGAAGCGACCACCGCCCAUUGUGGUGGUGGUGGGUGAUGGGCGGAGCCGGGUGCGACGGGUGGUGCGCACCGCCACCAGGCACGUAACGGUGGUUAGUCUCUCCACCAGGCACAAGGAGACCCAGACCCACACCUCCCACCAUGUGACGGCAGUCAGCUUUCCACAGAAGAGCCUGGAACGCAGUGGCUCCACCCAGUACGACUUGGCUGGAGGACCACCCCAGGGCUCCGUCACCGCCACCUCCACCGACGGCAGCAGCGUCGGCGGCUAUGUCUACCUGCAGAACCACUACGCCCCCGGAGCCCACUCCGGCUCCGCCGCCGCCAUCAACUAUCCUGCCCAACAGCACCCCCAGAUGGUCUACCAGCUCCAGCAGUAUCCCACGUGCCAUCAGCAACAGCAGCAGCAGCACCACCAGCACUUACACCAGACCGCCGCCGGACACUACGUGCAGGUGGGUGGUCAGUACCACCACCACCACAUGCUCCACGGCCAUGCCCACCACCACGGGCAUGGCGGGGCGGUGGUCAUAGCGGGCAGUGGCGUGGGCACUGGCCUGGGAGCCGGGGCCACCAGUGUGAUGAUGCAACACCACCACCAGCAGCAGCAGCAACAGCAGCAGCAGAACAUGCACAAGAAGAACUCCAUACGGAACGGCGGGGAUGUCCUCAAGAGGACGCGGGCACAGUCGGCCUACGAACUCUCGCAAGAUCUGCUGGAGAAGCAGAUCGAGCUGCUGGAGCGCAAGUACGGCGGAUUGAGGGCCCGGAACGCAGCGGUGACCAUUCAGCGCGCCUUCCGCCACUACAUGAUGGUGAAGAAGUUCGCCUCCAUCACGGCCAUGGCCAAGGCCGAGAAGCGUCUCUCCCGGCGCAUGGUGGUGACGGCCAGCAACAUGACCCUGGCGGAGCCAGAUGCCACCAACACCAACACCUCCACCUCUUCGGCUUAUGGCAGUGCCACGGAAUCUCAACUGGAGCAGCAGCACCAGCAACAACAGCAGCAGCAGCAGCAGCAGCAGAUCUCUGCUCAGCAGCCACGUGUCACGAUCAUGGCGGGUCCCCCGGGAGCAGCUUCCCCGGGCUUAUCGCGGACACCGCCCACGCGUUCACUUUCCAUGCGGGAGCGACGUCAGCUGGACUGCAGUCCCAUUCCGCGUAGUCAGUCAGGAGCCUCCCCCGCCUCCAUAGCCAGCUCCACGGCCACCUCUUCUGCUCUCGCCUCGCAUCCCCAUGUGAACCUGCUGCAUGCCGCCGAGCCGCAUUACUACAACGCCCAGGCCAUGCCCACGGCGGCCGCCUACUACACCAGCUACCAUGGCUCCCCCCACGACCUGAGCUACGCCAGCUCGGCGGACACCUCGCUGAACGCCUCGUGGGUGAACUCCAGCGGUGGCCAACCCACCGGCCACUCCCCGCACACGCCCUACUACUCGGCGGCCCAGAUCUACAUGCGACCCAAGGGCGGCAGCACCACGCCCACGCCCAGCUGCAGCGGCAGCACAGGGAGCGGCAGUGGGGGCAGUGGCAGCUGCAGCGGCAGCGGCAAGAAGGUGCCACCGGAGGUGCCCAAGCGGACCAGCUCCAUCACCGCCCAGCAGCAGAGCCAGCUCCUGUUGCUGCAGCGACAGACGCCACCGCCUCCAUCGCUGCUGCGCACCAACGGACUCUGCAAGACGGCGGAGAACGGCAGCCUGACCUCCGUGCAGAGCUCCGGCUCGGACUCGAGUGUCACCUCCGCGGAGCGGAACAUGAACAGUGACUUGGGCUCGGAUCGCAGCAACUCCCCGCACACCUGGAAGCGAGGAACGGCCCUGAACAGCUCCCAGCAGUUCUCCACCCACUCGGCGGACUCCGCUGGACCUGCCCCGGGCCAUGGAGCUGGCGGCGGAGCCGGUGGCUAUGCCGCCCAGAUGCAGGCCGCAGUGGCAGCUGCCACGGCCGUGGGUGGCCUGCCGCCGGCCGACGACCAUGCCAUAUCCUCGCACACGAGCGCCGCCCAGUACGAGCAGCACGAACAGCAGCAGCACGAGCAGCAACAGCUCCAGGCGGCGGCUGCUGCCGCUGGGGUGGCCCAGAACUACAAGAUGUCGGAGACGAUCCGCAAGAGGCAGUACCGCGUCGGCUUGAAUCUCUUCAACAAGAAGCCGGAGAAGGGCAUCACCUAUCUGAUCCGGCGGGGAUUCCUCGAGAACACGCCCCAGGGAGUGGCCCGAUUCCUGAUCACCCGCAAGGGCCUGUCCCGCCAGAUGAUCGGCGAGUAUCUGGGCAACCUGCAGAACCAGUUCAACAUGGCCGUGCUCAGCUGCUUCGCCAUGGAGCUGGACUUGUCCGGCCGCCAAGUGGACGUGGCUCUGCGGAAGUUCCAGGCCUACUUCCGGAUGCCGGGCGAGGCGCAGAAAAUCGAACGUCUGAUGGAGAUCUUCUCGCAGCGCUACUGCGAGUGCAAUGCCGAUAUCGUGGGGCGAUUAAGGUCAUCCGAUACGAUCUUUGUCCUGGCUUUCGCCAUCAUCAUGCUCAACACGGAUCUGCACACGCCCAAUCUGAAACCGGAGCGUCGCAUGCGCGUCGAGGACUUCAUCAAGAAUCUGCGCGGCAUCGACGACUGCCACGACAUCGACAAGGACAUGCUCACCGGCAUCUACGAGCGCGUCAAGUCGGACGAGUUCAAGCCUGGCAGCGACCACGUCACCCAGGUGAUGAAGGUCCAGGCCACCAUUGUGGGCAAGAAACCGAACCUGGCCCUGCCCCAUCGCCGUCUGGUCUGCUACUGCCGGCUGUACGAGAUUCCCGACGUGAACAAGAAGGAGCGACCGGGUGUGCACCAGCGCGAGGUGUUCCUCUUCAACGAUCUGCUCGUCAUCACGAAGAUCUUCAGCAAAAAGAAGACCUCCGUCACGUACACAUUCCGCAACAGCUUCCCGCUGUGCGGCACUGUGGUGACCCUGCUGGACAUGCCCAACUAUCCCUUCUGCAUCCAGCUGUCGCAGAAGGUCGACGGCAAGAUCCUCAUCACGUUCAAUGCCCGCAACGAGCACGACCGCUGCAAGUUUGCCGAGGACCUCAAGGAGUCCAUCAGCGAAAUGGACGAAAUGGAGACGCUGCGCAUUGAGGCCGAGCUGGAGCGCCAAAAGUCGGCCCGCAACAGGGCCCCUGGCAACGCGGAGAACCGCGACAGCGGUGUGGCCGAUGUGGAGGUGUGUCCUUGUCCCUAUCAGCCAGGAUCCCAGGCGGCCGGCGAGCAGGCACCAAACUCGGCUGAUUCCACGCAGCAGCUGAAGCGCAGUGCGCUGAGCAACAGUCUCCUGGACAUGCACGAGCAAUUUGGCAACGAGAAACCGCAGCGGAGGGGAAGCGUUGGCUCCCUGGACAGCGGCAUGAGCAUCUCGUUCCAGUCCACCACCACGUCGAGCGCCUCCCGGGACAAUGCCGCUGCCAUAGCCGCGGCAGCCAAUGCUGCGGCAGCGGCCAAGAUGCGCUUUAACAUGCCACCCACGGCGGCCAUUGCCACGCCCAAUGUGUACGCGGCACCGGGAAUGCAGGCCUACACCCACGCCAACUUUGUGCAACAAUCUCAGGCCGCCUACAUGCUGCAGCAGCAACAGAUGCUCCAGCAACAGGCACAAUUGCAGGCUCAGGCGCAGGCACAAGCCCAGGCCCAGGCUCAAGCUCAAGCUCAGGCUCAGCCACUCACUGGAAGGAUACCGGGACGGGAGAGGAAGGCAUCCCGCACGGACGAGAACGGACGGUCGACGGAGGUCUAAGUCAAAGUCAUCUUAAGAGAUAUAUAUCUGUUUAAUCCGAAUCGAAACGAACCGAACGCCAUUUUCUUCAGAACCUAACACACUGCUUGGGAGUAAACCAUAUAUAGUGAAUUCCUGAAUGUUCCUUCGUUCUCUACUUACCAUAUAUAUUGUAAAUAAAUGAAACACUUGUCUGUUUCUGUUUCUGUUUCUGUAUCUGUUUCCACAAACACUAUCUGCAGAACACUAAAAUAAGUUUCUAAAACUAAAUUGUAUAUACAUCGGUAAAGCAUACGUCUAAUAUAUAUAUACACUCGAAACAAUUAACGAUACUAUUCGCUAAAUAUAAUACCCAUAAUUGUAUAAUUCUAAUCUUUCUCCAAAACACCAAUAUAUACCCCGUUUCUCUAAUCUAAUCCCGAUCUAAGUAAGGUCUAUUAGUGCGCGCUAUGUAUAUUAUAUAUUUUCUUAAUCCGACAUCCAGAAAGGAGUUCGCGAAGUAUAUACCGCGUGUAUAUACCUUGAAUAUUAAUUUAAAAGCAACUAGCUAUAAUUAUUCAUAUUUAUAGAGCCAAAACACUACCCAAAACCCAAACCUAAAAUAUUAAAUACGAGUAUAACAAAGGCGAACCCGAAAACGCAAAGUAUAUAAAAACAAAACAAUAUGUAUAUGAAAAAGCAAAAGACUUAAAAAUUUCAAUAAAUGAAAAGAAAUAAUACCAA